Phaeodactylum tricornutum CCAP 1055/1 is the source of this 2214-nucleotide messenger RNA. RefSeq lists its product with no specific name. NCBI's taxonomy places the organism in Eukaryota, Bacillariophyta, Bacillariophyceae, Surirellales, Neidiaceae. The transcript has a single exon. Bases 1 to 2214 code for a protein of 737 amino acids. The record is from RefSeq and is a predicted model, not a curated record.
AUGGCUUCCCAGGCCGCGACAAAUACACCCAAGAGGACUCCAAGCAAGGUGGAAAGCCUCAAAACGGGUGCAAAGUGCAAAGCAAAGGCAAUUUGUGUGACAAACUUGAAGGAAUGCUCACGACGAUUUGGGAUUUUCGCAAAGCAAAUGGAGGUUGAGGGUGUGGUUGUCUUGGUCAAAAGCACAUUGAACCCAACAAGAAACCGAAGAUUGAACACAGUGUUUGCAAGGUUUGAUUUUGGAGAUGGCUGUACAAAGGAGAAGACUCUUCACAUGAAGAGUAUUGAGAUCUGGUCACCACUCUGGACCCCACCAUCACCUUUGGAGACAAUACCACUUGUGGGAACUGCCAUUGCUGCCAACAUCCCGCCAAUUUCCGCCCAGCCUCCAACUGAUACACUUGAUAGCACACUUCUUGGUGGUGCAACUGUAGCUCCUGCUCUUCCACCAGUUGUCAACUCUCCAGAUAUCCCAGUUGUAACAAAGCAUGGUGUUGAUUGGUAUGAUGAUUCAGAAGCUAUAUUGGAUCCGGUUGCGUCAACGCCAGCCCGAAAAUGGUCAUUGACAACUCCCAUUGGAGAAACUCUGCAUCCCGGAAGCAACGAACAAAAAUACAUGUCGCGCUUGGAUGUAUUCCUGUUGGCAUUCCCCCCAAAGGCACUCACAAGCCUCUGUAGGAACACAAACAUGGCCCUCAUGUUGAGAGGAAGACAGUCAACAGCAUUUCCUGAGCUACUGAAGUUCUUUGGUGUUAUAAUUUUGUCAACUAAGUUUGAGUUUGAAAGCAGGGCAAGUCUGUGGUCUACUAUUGCACCAUCUAAAUAUAUAUCGGCACCAGCAUUUGGCAAAACUGGAAUGUCGCGAGAUCGCUUUGACAACAUCUGGUCUUGCCUUCGUUUUGGUUAUCAACCAACGGAGCGUCCCCAGGCCAUGUCGUCCGAGCAGUACCGUUGGUUGUUGAUUGACGGUUUUGUUGAAGAGUUCAACAAAUACAUGGCAGAAGUUUUUGGACCAACAGAGGUCAUAUGUGUAGAUGAAUCUAUCUCCCGCUGGUAUGGCCAGGGUGGACAUUGGAUCAACAUUGGAUUGCCAAUGUAUGUUGCAAUCAACCGGAAACCAGACAAUGGAUGCGAGAUACAAUGUGCGGCGUGUGGAAAGAGUGGCAUCAUGAUUCGGCUAAGGCUAGUUAAGACAGCAGAAGAGGAAGACAGAAAUGUGCAGGAGCAUGACAAUGGGCUCUUACAUGGAACUAUUGUUCUCAAGGAACUGGUCUACCCGUGGGCUCGCAAUGGUAGGAUUGUAUGCGCAGACUCCUACUUUGCUUCAGUUGGGGCAGCAGAAGAGAUGAGACGGAUUGGGUUGAAAUUCAUAGGGGUCGUGAAGACGGCAACAAAGAAGUUCCCGUUAGCCUACCUUCAGAGAUUACCGUUCACCUCUCCAAAUGGUGCAAGGAGUGGUUUGGUGUCACGGACAGAGGAUGGAAAGCCUUCAAUGGUUGCAUGUGUUUGGAUUGACCGGGAGCGGCGGUACUUCAUUUCAAAUGCAUAUGGGCUGACUCCAGGUUCUCCGUACAUCAGAAAACGAUGGAGGCAAGAAGACCAAGCACCAAAUGCACCCGCCACACAAGUAACACUAGAAGUGCCUCAGCCAAAGGUGGCUGAAGUCUACUACAAUUCAUGUGGAAAGAUUGAUCAGCAUAAUCGCGACCGACAGGAUACACUUGGUGUGGAGCGAAAAUUGGUGACCCACUUCUGGGAUAAACGGGUUGGCUUGACAAUUUUUUCAAUGAUUGCAGUGAAUUCAUUUCGUAUGUACAAAGAGCUGACCUAUCCCAAGGGAGGGGGGGAAACCCAGAAAGAGUUCUAUGGUAAUUUGGCAGAAGAGCUGAUUGAUAAUACACUAGGGCAGGUCAACCUGCGCACUCCGCGAGCUGCACGGACGGCAGCAGCAACAGCUUCAGCCAUCAACCCAUCAGAUGGCUCCCCAAGAAUGGGGACACAUGCACAUCUAACUCCAACUAAGCGAAAACGAAAGAAUUCAAAUCAUGCACUACAGGGCAAUUGCAAAGAGUGUAUGAAGAAGACAAAGUAUUGUUGCUCCCUUUGCAAAGACAAUCCAGAAAAGUCAAAAGAGCAGUGGAUUUGUCCUACUGAUAAAGGUAAAAUGUGCUUCUCUGCGCACUUGCAAACUGUCCAUGAGCACUACGUUUGUUGA